UUACGUAUCAAAAACCCGCAAAAACUCCAAAUAUUUUUCAACCUCUUCGCUCUCAGCUGUGAACUGUUCUCCAUUCUACACAUCAACUUAUAAUCAGCUUUUGAUUCUGUAGCAAAGAAAAUACGAUAAAUCAAUCAGAAGGAAAAUGGGACCCAAAAAUUGCAAAGUAUGCGACGACGCACAAUCAAAAUACAAGUGUCCCAAUUGCUUCAUACCCUAUUGUUCUUUGGUCUGUUUCAAGAAGCAUAAAGAAAUUUUCUGUGUGAAACCGGAACCAGAACUAGAACCUUCUUCUGUGGAAAAGCUUGCUUCUGCUCCGGAAUCACAUGUGGAGAAGCCAAUCUACGUUGAUGAGCAAAGCGAGGUGCUGAAUCAGUCACGACUAGAGUCUAUAGCUUCUUCCAAUGAAAUUCGUGAGGCUAUACGGAACAAAGAGCUUCAAAAUCUCAUAUGCAGCAUAGAUUCUUCUAUGGAUGC
Messenger RNA from Nicotiana tabacum (common tobacco), 477 nucleotides. NCBI's taxonomy places the organism in Eukaryota, Viridiplantae, Streptophyta, Magnoliopsida, Solanales, Solanaceae. The record is from RefSeq and is a predicted model, not a curated record.